This is a messenger RNA of Colletotrichum phormii, 1386 nucleotides long. RefSeq names its product FAD dependent oxidoreductase. Gene Ontology annotation, molecular function: oxidoreductase activity. The coding region runs from base 1 to 1386 and encodes 461 amino acids. Gene Ontology annotation, cellular component: cytoplasm. NCBI's taxonomy places the organism in Eukaryota, Fungi, Ascomycota, Sordariomycetes, Glomerellales, Glomerellaceae. The transcript has 4 exons. The record is from RefSeq and is a predicted model, not a curated record.
AUGCCCGCUUCCCCGCUCCCCGUCCCCAACUCCACGACCUCCUUCUGGAGGUCAUCCCCGCACGCUCUAGACGAUCACCGGUCUACCCCGGAGCUCCCAACCGAAGUUGACAUCGCUGUCAUCGGCGCCGGCUAUGCGGGUGUCGCGACAGUAUACCAUAUCCUCGACCAGUGCAAGGCGCGUGGUGUUCCGCCGCCAAAGAUUUUGAUCCUCGAAGCCCGACAGGCAUGUUCCGGGGCAACUGGACGCAAUGGCGGCCAUCUGAAGCCGGAUCCGUACAAUCGCCCCGCAAGUUUCGUGUCCACACAUGGCAUUGAGACCGCGAAGGAGUGUGCGGAGUUCGAGGCCAAGAACCUUAUGGAAGUGAAGAAGGCCAUUGAAGCCGAAGGCAUCGACUGUGACUUUGUCUUGACUCGGGCUGUCGACGCCUUGAUGUCAGAGACUAUCCGCGAUAAGAUGAAGGCCAACGUUGAGCUGCUUAGGAAAGCUGGCGUUUCCGUAAUGAAGGACGUAUACUACGCCGAUGGCGCCGAAGCCGAGCAACUAUCAGGUGUGAAAGGGGUCAAGGGCUGCCUUUCGUAUACCGCCGGCACCGUCUGGCCGUAUAAACUAAUCCUCGCUCUCCUCUCAAAGGCCCUCGACGCCGGCGUCAACCUGCAGACCCACACGCCCGUCGAGGCGGUAACCAACACCCCCGACGCAGACGGCUACCUGACGCUAACCACGGCGCGGGGCACCGUCCGCGCCGCGAAGAUCGUGUACGCGACAAACGGCUACACGUCGUCCAUCCUGCCCGAGUUCGCCGACAAGAUUGUCCCCGUGCGCGGCAUCUGCAGUCACAUCACGCCCGGCAAGACGCCUGCGCCCUUGCUGCCUCACUCGGUUAUCAUCCGGUGGUCGGAUACGGAGUAUGAGUACCUGAUUCCCCGACUCGACGGAAGCAUCGUCGUCGGCGGCGCGCGGUCCUCGUAUUAUCAUGAUUUGUCGGCGUGGUAUAACAAGGUCAAUGACGAUGAGUUGAUUGAGGCGGCGAAGACGCAUUUUGAUGGGUACAUGCAGCGUGUAUUCCGCGGAUGGGAAGACAGUGGCGCAACUACGUCCAAGGUGUGGACCGGAAUCAUGGGCUAUUCAUCCGACGGAUUGCCGCACGUCGGCGUCGUCCCCGGAAAACAGAAACAAUUCAUCAUUGCCGGAUUCAACGGGCACGGCAUGCCGCAGAUUUUCCUCUCGGCCAAGGGAGUAGCAUCGAUGAUUAUGGAGCAAUCAGAGUUCAAGACUACGGGUAUCCCCAAGGUCUACCAGGCUUCUCAAGCGAGAUUGGACAGUUCCAAGAAUUCGAUCCUCGAGAGCUGGAAAGCGGUCAAUCAACCGCCGGCAAAACUGUAG